Molecule: messenger RNA, 1296 nt
Organism: Plenodomus lingam JN3
Lineage: Eukaryota; Fungi; Ascomycota; Dothideomycetes; Pleosporales; Leptosphaeriaceae
Molecular function (GO): carbon-sulfur lyase activity
Source: RefSeq, a predicted model, not a curated record
AUGGCGGUCGAGCGACAAGCAGACAGCGCCAUUAAGUUCUACCAAGCAAAGUCAAGCGAAUAUGACAAUACAUGGCAUGCAGACUUCACGAAGCGCUUCAUGACCUAUCUUGACGUACUGCCUGGCCAACACGUACUCGAUCUAGCUUGUGGAACAGGUCUACUAACCUUUCUUGAGGCAGACGCAGUGGGAUCAGCCGGUCAAGUGGUCGGUAUAGAUGUCACGCCGGGAAUGCUAGCGAUAGCGACUCGCAAACAGGAGCAGGUUGGGGACAAAUAUGCCAAUGUACAGUUCAUUGAAGGCGACAUCCUACGUCUGGACAGGGUGGAGGAGCUCAAAGAUCGACUGUUCGAUGUCAUCACUGUAGCCUCUGCGUUGGUACUACUUCCGGAUCCAAUUACUGCGCUUGUACAUUGGUUCAAAUAUCUGAAGCCUGGAGGUGUGAUCGCGGCAGACGCGACACAUCCACGAAACCUUGUAUCUGGCAUGGUCCUUGAACGGACGGCUCGAAGACUGGAAUUGCCUAUUCCAUACAACCGGUCAUGGAGCCGAACGGAAUCUACGCUGAAGCAAAAGUUCGAAAGCGCAGGCUUCCAAGUUGAAAAGCUCGUCACAGUAGAGAACCAGGCGGGGUACGGCAGGAGAGUCCAUGAUCUGGAGCGAUGGGACGAUUUCUUUGUUGAAAACGUUAUCCUGAAGGAUGUCACUCGAGCGUUUGCGAACAAUGACAUCCGAAGAAAGGCACAGGGCAUAUACAAGGAAGAGUGGGAAAAGCUGGCAGUGGACGGGAAAGUUGAGGAGAUUGAUGCGGUCUUCCUGGCUGUAGCAAGGAAGCCCGCAGAUGGAUCGCGAUAUACUCCAAGAGCAUCGACGAACGAGAUUGUCUUCAAGGGUGGCUGUCGCUGUGGCGCAGUGCAAUACACGUCUAGCACCGCUCCUUCAGACAUGACGAUGUGUCAUUGCCGUGCUUGCCAGCAACUCUCUGGAUCGAGCUACCUACCGUUCACCUCAGUGCCCAUGACUGCGGUGGAGUUCAUUGGCGGAUCGACGCACAAGGUUCUUAAGCUUUCGGACUAUGCAGAACGAACUUUCUGCUCAGCAUGCGGGACACCAGUUAGCAUGACCACUACUAUAAAGCCCGAUCGCAUCUUCUUCACUGUGGGCACAAUCGAACAGCAAAGUCUAGCAGAUAUCGAGUCACCGCCUGUAGUCAAAGAGCACAUAUUCCUGUGCGAGAAGGCGUCAUGGGAGGUGCUGCCAAAUGACGGCGCUGAACGGUGGGCCACGCGAGAAUGA